AGCAAUAUCACCAACUCUCUCUAGCUUCUACCAUAAGCUCUUUCUUUGUUCCAUUAUUUGUUUCUGAGUUUUCUUGUUUUUCAUUUCCAUGGCUGCCUCUGUUGACCCUCUUGUCAUGGGUCGGGUCAUAGGUGAAGUGGUGGAUAUGUUCGUUCCGGUAGUGAACAUGUCUGUGUAUUACGCCACAAAACAUGUUACAAACGGAUGCGACAUUAAGCCAUCCCUUGCAGUGAACCCACCCAAGCUCACUCUCACCGGAAAGAAAGAAAGCCUUUACACUCUGAUUAUGACAGAUCCUGAUGCACCAAGCCCCAGUGAACCGAGCAUGAGGGAAUGGGUCCACUGGAUUGUGGUGGACAUACCUGGCGGGACAAAUCCCUUUCGUGGAAAAGAAAUCUUAGCCUAUACCGGUCCAAAGCCACCGGUGGGGAUUCAUCGUUACAUCUUUGUGCUGUUUGAACAGAAAGGACCGAUGGGUCCGGUGGAGGAACCAGAAAGCCGAGGGAACUUCAGCACUCGGAACUUUGCUAAGGACUUGGAUUUGGGUCUCCCUGUGGCCACAACCUAUUUCAAUGCUCAGAAGGAACCUGCUUCUAGGAGGCGUACUUAGAUAUGAACCCUAUCUGAAUAAGAACCCUAUCUGAAAUUUCUGAGUAUGUGUUGUUACAGGGUUGGCUAGGGUUUUCGUUGGUGGUGCUAGGGUUUUUGCCGGUGGUGCAUUUCGUUUUACUAUCUUUGCAAACUGUUUUUUUCUAUCUAUGUCUCUGGUUUCGUGAAAUAUUGUUGGUGUGUAUCUCUUUUGCUUUAUAUGAUAAAAUAAAAUUGUUUUUUUCUAUCUA
Messenger RNA from Vigna unguiculata (cowpea), 839 nucleotides. RefSeq names its product protein MOTHER of FT and TFL1-like. NCBI's taxonomy places the organism in Eukaryota, Viridiplantae, Streptophyta, Magnoliopsida, Fabales, Fabaceae. Gene Ontology annotation, biological process: response to abscisic acid; positive regulation of seed germination. The record is from RefSeq and is a predicted model, not a curated record.